This is a messenger RNA of Drosophila erecta, 1990 nucleotides long. Its product is annotated as proton-coupled amino acid transporter 1. Gene Ontology annotation, molecular function: amino acid transmembrane transporter activity. The record is from RefSeq and is a predicted model, not a curated record. Gene Ontology annotation, biological process: amino acid transmembrane transport. The transcript is spliced from 6 exons. Gene Ontology annotation, cellular component: vacuolar membrane. NCBI's taxonomy places the organism in Eukaryota, Metazoa, Arthropoda, Insecta, Diptera, Drosophilidae. Bases 76 to 1482 code for a protein of 468 amino acids.
UUUUUUGCUUCGUUUGUUUUGCUUAAUUUUUUGACCGACUUCUGGGACAAGAACAACAUCAAGAGCUACAACAACAUGGAUACAGAGACGCCAGCUCAACUAGACAAAAAUCAGACGGCAACAGUUCCGAGACAGGAAACUGUGGAGGGAGGAAACACAGGUGAAACGGCGGGUGGCGGUGCAGCAGCCAAGGUCCCCAAGGAACAGGACCACGAUGCGGAGUACCAUCCGCCCACAAGCUAUCUGGAGACCAUCGUGCACUUGUUCAAGGGCAACAUUGGACCGGGUCUGUUCGCCAUGGGAGAUGCCUUCAAGAACGGAGGUCUGCUGGUGGCCCCCAUCCUCACUGUGGUCAUAGCAGUGGUGUCCAUCCACUGCCAACAUGUCCUGGUGACCUGCUCCAAGAGGAUGCGCGACCUUAAGGGGGAGACCGUAUGUGCGGACUAUGCCCAGACUGUGGAGCAGUGCUUCGAGAAUGGGCCGCCAAAGCUGAGGGGCUGGUCCCGAACGAUGGGUCGACUGGUGGACAUAUUCAUAUGUGUGACCCAGUUGGGCUUUUGUUGCAUAUACUUUGUGUUCAUCAGCACGAAUCUGAAGCAGAUACUGCAAGCCUACGAUAUCGACAUGAAUGUCCAUCUGGUGAUGCUGCUGGCCUUCGUACCCGUUCUCCUCAGUUCGCUGAUCACGAACCUCAAGUGGCUGACCCCCGUCUCCAUGUUCGCCAAUGUUUGCAUGAUCCUGGGCCUGGCCAUAACACUGUACUAUGCCCUCAAGGACGGACUGCCGGAGGUGGAGGAACGCGCCCUCUGGACGAAUGGCUCCCAGCUGGCUCUCUUCUUCGGCACCGCCAUCUUUGCCUUCGAGGGCAUUGCCCUGGUGAUGCCGCUGAAGAACGCCAUGCGAAAGCCACACCAGUUCGAGCGACCCUUGGGUGUGCUCAAUGUGGGCAUGUUCCUCGUCUCCGUCAUGUUCAUGUUCGCCGGAUCCGUGGGCUACAUGAAGUGGGGCGAGCAGGUCGGCGGAAGUUUGACCCUCAAUCUGGGCGAUACCAUACUGGCCCAGGCGGUCAAACUGAUGGUGUCCGCUGGAGUUCUGCUCGGCUAUCCUCUGCAAUUCUUCGUGGCCAUCCAGAUUAUGUGGCCAGGUGCCAAGCAAAUGUGCGGCAUCGAAGGACGAUCACUGUUUGGAGAGCUUGGCUUCCGCACUUUUAUGGUCCUGGUGACUCUUGCCAUUGCGGAAAUGGUACCGGCCCUGGGACUUUUCAUCUCGCUGAUAGGAGCACUAUGCUCAACGGCCUUGGCCCUGGUGUUUCCGCCAGUCAUCGAAUUGAUCUCAAUGAGUGAGCUGAACAAAGGACCGGGCACCUGGAUUUGCGUGAAGAACCUCGUCAUUCUGGUGAUGGCUUUACUGGGCUUCUUCACUGGCUCCUACGAAAGUCUCAAGCAAAUUGUCAAGCACUUCGGGGAGGAGGAGGUGCACUGAGAAUGAACCAACUAUUGAAGACAACAUCGAAAACUAAAGAUCCCCAUCAAUGGCAGAAGUCUUUCAAGAACGGAUGCAUGAAAUUAUCAUCAUUGUAGUCUUCCCAGGUGAUCAAGCAAUAUAAAACGCAAUGGCUCAAUUAAAUCAACCUAGUAGUUACAAAAAUGUAGUUUAGAGUGACUACUCCUACAAACGCCAAAAUUACCAUACAAUAUCAUAUGCACAACAAACUCAGGACUCCGGCGCGAAAUACACGAUGAAUAUUAAUGACCACCAGAAAAUCGAUUUGAGGAGAAACACAAUGAUUAACGAUCUUCGAGUUUUGAGAUGAGUAAUCAGUUAGGAUGCCUUACACAAACAAUACAGGAAAGGCAGACGAAUUUAUUAAGACGAAAUGAUAUACCAAACCUCAAUAAAUUAAAGCUUUAAAGAUAAUGAAAAAUUAACGACAAACAUUUAACGACCAUAAUUUUAGCAAUAUUGUCACAUUAUAAAUUAUAAACAUUAU